Drosophila albomicans is the source of this 2483-nucleotide messenger RNA. Its product is annotated as synaptotagmin-6. Gene Ontology annotation, molecular function: calcium ion binding; phosphatidylserine binding; SNARE binding. The transcript is spliced from 7 exons. Gene Ontology annotation, biological process: calcium-ion regulated exocytosis; cellular response to calcium ion; regulation of calcium ion-dependent exocytosis. The coding region runs from base 118 to 2418 and encodes 766 amino acids. NCBI's taxonomy places the organism in Eukaryota, Metazoa, Arthropoda, Insecta, Diptera, Drosophilidae. The record is from RefSeq and is a predicted model, not a curated record.
ACAAAAAAAUAAAAACUGUUAAAUUUGUGAAGAGCCAACAAUUUGAGGAAAUGCAGCACGCUUGCUGAACUGAAAGGUUAUCAAUCAAAGCAAUCAACCAAUCCAUCACUCUACACCAUGGAUGGCUCACCGAUGACGCUGACUUUCACCAGCUUGGGAUUGCUGUUGGUUCUGCUGUUGAUGUGCCUCCUGGUGGCAUGCCACUGUUUAGGGCCACGUGCCGCAAGUUGGAUGCGCAUGCGCUCGCGCUCCAGCAAGGAGGAGAAGAUCGGACUGUCCAAGCACAAGCAUAAGCUCUUCCAUCCCAAUGGCUACAUGGCCAGCAUCCAAUCCGGUUCGGAGUUUCUGCUAAGCACCAGCGGCAGCUUCAAGCGCUUCGACACCAUUGACAAGGAGGACUACAAUCGCUCGCAGCAGCAGCAACAGUUGCUGCAAUUGCAGCACCACCAACAACAUCCACAUCAUCAGCAACAGCAACCACAGCAGGCACAGAUGCAACAGCAGCAGCAGCUGAUUGGAAAUGGCGGCGAGACGAGCACGACACCGUUGUGGAAUCUGCCACAAGCGGAUGUCAGCAUUCCCCCUCAGCCGCUGCGUCCGGCGCCGGCACCAAACAGCGCUGGGCCAAGCAGCAAGACUGUGACGUUCUCCUUUAGCCAAAUCAAUGAGCUCAGCUCGCCGACAUCAACAGCAACAGCGGCGGAGACGCAGCCGCGUUCGUGUUUGCGUGGCACAGUGCCACAAGCAUUGGAGGCGCCACCGCCGCCCCGAUUAACGACAUCCGCAUCGGUGACGCUGUCGGCAACCGCAAUACCGCGUCCGAUUGCCAAGCGGCAGAUAUCGCUGCAGCAGGGCAUCAACAGCACAACAUCCCAACUUCAAUCGAAGCCGGAGUCCCAAACGGAACCGGAGCGACGUGCGCCAGCGUUGAAGCGUCGCAACUCGAGCACAAAUCCCUUUCUCUGCGAGUCGACGGAGCAACCAACUCCGUCGCCUCCUCCCCACCCCGCUGUUGCCGCACCCCCCCACAACGGCAAUCCGUUUGUGCAUGGCCAGAGUCUGUCCAGUCGGCUGCUGAAGCUACACAACACCAACAAUCCGUUCUCGGGUCUCACACAACGUGUCAAGGGACCUCACAUGCUGCAGAAGACCAUCUCGGAGGAUUAUCUAUUCCGCAAACUGGGCGCCAAUGGACACGCCAAUCUGACCAAUGGCAAUGCGAACAACUCAAACUCAACAAAUGGCAAUUCCACGUGGUGCUUUGGUCGCUCUCUCAUGCGUCAGGAUUCGAGCAUCAGUUUGGGUCUGGGUCGACGGAAUAGUUCGCAAAUGUCGCUGGAUGGUUCGAUGGAUGGCAUUCACUUGGAGCACGGCAUCUCGUGUGAUUCGGUCAACUCGGAUGCCUCGUCGCUGUGCCUCGAUCAGCUCGAUCAGCCGUACACACAGAUCACAGGGUAUCUGUGCGUCGGUUUGCAGUUUGAAAAACACAACAGCCACAGCGAGGAGCAGCUGGAUCUGACGGUCAGUGUGCUGGAGGCCAAGGAUCUCAUCUAUCCGCUCAGCAUGGGCAUCGACUCGCUGGACACCUUUGUGCGCAUCUAUUUGGUGCCCGAUCACGCCGGUGGCAUGCAGACCAAGGUGGUACAAUCGUCACUGACUCCGGCGUACAAUGAGACCUUCAACUUCCGGCUGAAGCGACAGCACGGUCGACACUCGCUGUGGUUCCAUCUCUAUCACAACGGACCCGCUCACACGCUGAUCGGCGAGGCGGAGAUGGAGAUUGGCGAGAUGGUUCGUCCGGUUACCACAUGGAUUCCCCUCUCCGAUUCACGCAAGUGCAACGCUCGCUGGGGCGAGCUGAUGUUCUCUCUAAGCUAUCUGCCCACAGCUGAGCGUCUGACAAUUGUGGUGGUCAAGGCACGUAAUCUGAAACUGCAGCCCGACAACGACACAGCGGACGGAGAAGCGGAGCAACCGCCCAACAAGACGCACUCACCCAAUGCGGGUGCACUCCAGCAUGUCUUUGUCAAGGUCUAUCUGAUGAACAACGACAAGAAGGUGCUGAAGAAGCGCACCUCGCUGAAGCGCCAAGAUCGCUCGCCCACGUUCAACGAGUCGAUGAUCUUCAGUCUGCCGCCUCAAGGUCUGACCACAGUGCAACUGCGUCUCACGGUCUUUGGGGUCACGGAGGCCGGCACCUUGCCCUUGGGUCAUGUCAUCGCCGGCAGUUGUGCGGUGGGCAAGGGACUGCGUCACUGGCAUCAGAUGCUCUCCUCGCUGCGCAAACCGGUUGCCAUGUGGCAUGUCCUGCGGCGAGCUGUCAAUCAACCAGUCUUCGUUGGCGGCGCUGAGGCUGUGGUGGCUGCCAUGCAGAGCACUUUGCAGCGAGCGAGUGCCAAGCGUAACAGCAUUGUUUAGAUGAAAUGUUAUCGAUAACGAUAUGUCGAUAUUAUCGAUGUAUAGCAAUCGACUGUCCACUAUCG